AUGAGACAAUCACAAACCACCGUUGCCACCCUAGCGACCAGAUCUGCGCCUGCAGCCCCAGCGCCCGUGUCGACAGGGCGAGUCUCGAGACUUCCCCCCUUACUCAACCGAAGCUCGACGGGGUAUACAUUUAGCACAGUACCGACAAUCAACAAUGCCACCCGAAGCGCCAACCGCAGGCCGGUGACCGUGAUGAUCACGCCGGUAGAGCCCGAGGAGGAUCGGGAGGGUACCGUCGAAGCCGCUGCCGGGGAACACAGACAACAUGACAAUCACACCGACCCCUGCUGGAGCUGUCUCCCUGUGGGUGCCACCAGGCGCUCUUUGCGGGAGAAGGGAGUAGCUGUGGCGGAGAAGCUCUGGGCUUACGAGGACUCUCAACCGCAGAUCCAGUCAACCAGCAGCAUACAGCCCCCAUUGCCUUUGACCGACAUCGAGAUCCUGCAGGGCAUCGCCGUAGUCGACGCGGGCUGGUCCAAGAAAAGAAUCAAUUCCGGCGCGCCCGUGAGCGAGGACCUGUUCGCGCGCUACUUCUUCGACGUAUGGAAUCGGCUCGCCCGCCGCGAGGAGACCGAGGGCGCGUACGAUCCCCACGGCGAGCUCUUCUUUAUGGUCGAGGCCUACAAAGCCCGUAACCCCACGCCCAGAGACGACCGCAGAUACGUGCCCGCCAACGAGAUCAGCUGGCAGUGUUACGCCAAGGUGGCUGGGGAGAACACUAAGAACCUCAAGCUGAUCUUGUUGAUGGACAUUAAUAACAAGGGUUUCUGGAGCAUCACUGCCCAUAACUAUGAGGAGGUAGGGAAGUCAACAGACGAGAUAGCUGUUUGGGAACGAGGGGAUGACAGCGAUUCACUUAAACGAUUCGAGCGCUUUCUGGGCGGCGACAUCAUGAAUGGCAUCUUGCUCGCCCUAGCCAACCAUCACAACGCGAUUGGUGAUAAGACCAUUUCAAAGAUCAUCACCAUUUCUGGUAGUCUAUCAAAGCAAAAGCAGUUUGUUGCGGCUCUGGCCCUAGAAAAAUAA
This is a messenger RNA of Anthostomella pinea, 1026 nucleotides long. The record is from the annotation of a GenBank genome assembly. NCBI's taxonomy places the organism in Eukaryota, Fungi, Ascomycota, Sordariomycetes, Xylariales, Xylariaceae.